Messenger RNA from Brugia pahangi, 1446 nucleotides. The record is from the annotation of a GenBank genome assembly. NCBI's taxonomy places the organism in Eukaryota, Metazoa, Nematoda, Chromadorea, Rhabditida, Onchocercidae.
AUGGUACUCGCUAUUGGUGAUCGAAUUGAAGUCGGUGGUGAUCGGGGUAUGAUAAGUUAUAUCGGUGCUGUUGAGGGAUAUGAUGGAGAAUGGGUUGGUAUUGAUUGGGACAAUCCUGAACGGGGAAAGCAUGAUGGUGCCGUGAAAGGGAAACGAUAUUUUCAAGCUAGUUCUUCGAAAAGUGGUUCAUUUGUUCGACCUAACACAAUUAAGGAAGGGAAAAAUUUGCUAGAGGAAAUGAACGAUAGAUAUAUCAAUUACAAGCAGUGUGACAUGGUCGAAUUUGGAUCAAAAAAUGUGGAUCUUGUGGAUAUGGCGAAAAUAUACAGGAAGCAGAAUAAUCUAUGGGAAUUGCGAGUUAUAGCAUUGGAUAACAUGAAAGUUGCGAAAGCUCCACCAACCAGUUGCAAUCUUUUCAAGUAUUGUACGGAACUUAAUCUCUACAACAAUUUAUUAUCAAAAUGGUGUAAUUUGUUGGAUAUUCUCUGCUUUUUCCCAUCAUUACGCUUCCUUAUUGCAAGCCACAAUUAUAUGGAAAAAGGAAUGAAAUCAAUCACUGGUGAACGAAUGGUGUCAGCUCCAAUCAGUACGUUAGCACUGGGUGAAUGUCGCAUUGAUGAAAGCACGGCCCGGAAAAUUAUGAAUAUCUUUCCACAUGUACGAGAAAUUCAUUUGAAUCGAAAUAAUUUGGAAUACUUCGAUCCAGGAGUGUAUGGUCAUAAUUUAGAAAGCAUUGAUUUAGAAGGGAAUCCAAUUAACGAUUUUGCUAAUCUUUAUGUUUUAUCGACUUUACCGAACCUUCAAAAGCUCAAUCUGCUCAACUGCGGUUUGCGUCACAUUUUCAUUCCAGAUGAUAAUUGGUUCAGUUCAUUAUCUUCGCUGAACAUUAAAGACAAUCCUAUAAAAGAUAGACAGUGGAUUUUUGAAUUAGCUAAAUUCCCAAAACUGGAAAGAUUAUGCUAUUCUUGUUCUGAUGAUUAUGAUGAAGCUGAUUCCGGAAUUGAUCUUCGUGAAAUCAUUAUUGCUUGCAUACCUCAACUCAAAUUCUUGAGUAAUUCAGAAAUAAGUUCCAUUGAAAGAAAUUCUGCAGAAAUGCGUUUUCUCAAUAAAUUCGGUACAUCUUCGCCGACGAAAGAGUAUCGUGCUGUUGUAGAAAGAUUAAUCAAAAUACAUGGUGAACCGAGCAGUUUUUCUUGUGGUGGAAUGGAUUUACUGAAAUUAAAGCUGUCGUAUGAAGGAAAAGUCGUGGAACGUUCACUCCCUUCUACACUUACUGUACAAAGUUUAAUCGGUAUUACAAGCAGACUUUUUCAUCUUGAUGCUAGAAAAAUCUCACUUCAAGCUUAUGAUUGUCAAGGAUUUAUGAUGAAUUUGGAUAAACCAUUGCGAUCUUUGGGUUUUUAUUCGUUGUCUAAUGAGGAUACUAUUUAUACCACAGUUAUGUGA